AUGAGUAUUUUUGAAGGAAAAGAAAGGAAAGGAUCUUUAUCCAUAGAGUCUUCUACCCGUGAUGUGAGAAACGACCACACUGAAAAAGUUGAUCAAGAUGCUCUCAGACACAACUUUAAUUUUGAUAAGGAGUUCGAGGACUUAGAAAUUGAAGCCGCUCAAGUUAACGAACAUCCCACGUUUGUAGAUAGAAUUUUGUCUCUUGAAUACAAACUCUAUUUUCAGAAUAAGAACCAUAUGGUAUGGCUUUUGGGUGCUUUUGCUGCUGCUGCUGGCUUACUAUCUGGCUUAGAUCAAUCCAUCAUUUCUGGUGCUUCGAUUGGGAUGAACCGUGCCUUGAAUCUAUCUGAACGUGAAGCUUCCUUGGUCUCUUCCCUUAUGCCCUUGGGAGCCAUGGCCGGCUCGAUAAUCAUGACUCCACUUAACGAAUACUUUGGUAGAAAGUCCUCGUUGAUAAUCUCUUGUAUUUGGUACACAAUUGGAUCUGCUUUGUGUGCUGGCGCCAGGGACCACCACAUGAUGUAUGCUGGAAGAUUUAUUCUUGGGGUGGGUGUUGGCAUUGAAGGUGGAUGUGUGGGCAUCUACAUUUCCGAGUCUGUGCCAGCCAAUGUUCGUGGUAGCAUUGUCUCUAUGUAUCAGUUUAACAUUGCCUUGGGUGAAGUCUUGGGCUAUGCUGUCGCGGCAAUGUUCUACUCUGUCACUGGCGGAUGGAGAUUCAUGGUUGGCUCCUCGUUGGUAUUUUCUACUAUCUUGUUUGCAGGUUUAUUCUUUUUGCCCGAGUCUCCCCGUUGGUUGGUACACAAGGGCAGAAAUGGCAUGGCAUACGAUGUCUGGAAGAGGUUGAGAGACAUUGAUGACGAAAGCGCCAAGUUGGAGUUCUUGGAAAUGAGGCAAGCUGCACACCAAGAGAGAGAAAGACGGUCGCAAGAGUCUUUCUUCUCCAGCUGUGGGGAGUUGUUCGUAAUCCCCCGGAACAGAAGAGCUCUCACUUACUCGGUUGUCAUGAUUACUUUGGGUCAAUUGACUGGCGUGAACGCUGUCAUGUACUACAUGUCAACAUUGAUGGGAGCGAUCGGUUUCAAUGAGAAGGAUUCUGUAUUCAUGUCUCUUGUGGGCGGUGGCUCUUUGCUCAUUGGUACGAUUCCAGCGAUUUUGUGGAUGGAUCGUUUUGGAAGAAGGGUGUGGGGCUACAAUUUGGUUGGGUUCUUUAUUGGUUUGGUGCUUGUGGGUGUCGGCUACCGCUUUGAUCCGGUCACGCAGAAACAAGCAUCUGAAGGAGUCUACUUGACAGGACUCAUCAUUUACUUUUUGUUCUUCGGGUCCUAUUCCACGUUGACGUGGGUCAUUCCUUCUGAGUCGUUUGAUUUGAGGACAAGAUCUUUGGGUAUGACCAUCUGUUCCACCUUCCUUUACUUGUGGUCCUUUACUGUCACCUACAAUUUCACCAAGAUGUCUGCUGCAUUCACAUACACGGGGUUGACACUCGGAUUCUACGGAGGCAUUGCAUUCCUUGGCUUGAUCUACCAGGUUUGUUUCAUGCCCGAGACGAAGGACAAGACCUUGGAAGAGAUCGACGAUAUAUUCAAUCGUUCUGCCUUUUCCCUUGCCCGCGAGAACAUUUCUAACUUGAAGAAGGGCAUUUGGUAG
Molecule: messenger RNA, 1647 nt
Organism: Metschnikowia bicuspidata var. bicuspidata NRRL YB-4993
Lineage: Eukaryota; Fungi; Ascomycota; Pichiomycetes; Serinales; Metschnikowiaceae
Gene: HXT5
Product: Hxt5p
Exons: 1
Coding region: 1-1647 (548 amino acids)
Biological process (GO): transmembrane transport
Cellular component (GO): membrane
Molecular function (GO): myo-inositol:proton symporter activity
Source: RefSeq, a predicted model, not a curated record